CAAUGGCGGAGGCUGGUUGAGGAGGAGUGUGUGUAAGUGAAGCGCCGCCGUAAUCGUUUGAGCUACAUUGCCCGUUAUACGUGCACGGUGCCCGAAAAUGGCCCUGAACCCCAACGCGGUGGGGAGAAGGGACUCAGAAUGUACCGCGACGGACGAUAUGCAGCUAGAGGGAGGCGAACCCCUGAAGAAAUCAGCCGCCACCUCGGCCACAGCCAACCAAAAUGGCGAUCAGCCUGGAUGUGGAGACGGUGUAAUGCCCGAGAAAGAAGCCCCUGAGCGGCGCAGGAGCGUGCAGGCAGAUGCCCGGAGCUUUGGCAGUUCUGCCUUGCAAGGCCAGAGACCGAGCGACGAGCUGCCACGGAAGAAUUUCCAAAUCCCGAGGAAGAUAAGAGAACGGAAAGGCUUGUACCAGUUCCUGCCCCCUGACAGCCGGGAGUUUGAAGACCUUGUGAAGAUCUUCUCCUCGUUUUACCUCGAUUCCUCAUCACGAGGAACCUUCUCCUACUGCAAGGCAAGGCUCAUUCACAAUGAGCUGCUGGAGAAGGAGUUCAUCGAGAAGCGGAGAGAGAUGAAGCAGGAGGGGCGGACGGAACCAGAGCUGACCGAGUCAUACUGCUUUCUUUUCCCAGACAAAUCCAAGCUCCAGUGGAUCUGUGAGAAGGGUCUGUCGGUGGGACACUCCAGGAUUACUACACUAGGAAACAAUUCAACGGGUGUUUAUGUCUCAAAAUAUUCUGAUCUGUUACAAAUCAAUCCCUUCGAAGUGGGUUCGUCUGGAGACAUAAUCAUUUUCAAAGUUAUGAGGGGCCGAAUAAAGCACAUCCAUGAGAACAUGCCUAAGAACGCUAUGGAACCGAAUCAGAAGUUUGACUCUCACUUGUCCAAAAGUGCCAAUAGGGUUACGUCUUUGCUGUCUUACAGGGCUUUUGAGCUCACACAGCAAUAUUUUUUUGAGUUUGCAUUCGAUGAGAUCAAGGCACGGCCCCGGCACGUGUGCCCCUACGCUGUGGUUUCCUUUCAGUACAAAGGCAAGGAGGCUGCAGCAACUCCUAUGACUUCACACAGGUUCAACACCAUUGCACCUGAAGGAAGGCGAGGGAAAAGCUGCUACACUGUGUGGAGUGGUGUACUGGUGAACAAGGGCCAGGAGUUAUUCCCAAUCUGUUUACGAUCCUCCUCGCGCUCCUACCUCCCUUACAAACUGCCUGAGAAGCUGUCGCUGAGUCGAGGUAUGCAGCUGGAGCAGGUGAAGCGAAAGAUCCCCUCUGUGCUUUUUUCUUGGGACACUUACAGCGCAUCACGGGAAGUGAUGAGGUGUGGGAUGUCCUGCAGCCUGUUCGAUGUGACUGACGGAAAAGGAAAACCAACCAAUGGCAGCUUGGCAGCGCUGGUCCACAAACUGGAGAGGGACAGGAUGGUGCUGGUGAAGUCCUUGUUUGACAGGGGCUUUCUGUUCCUGUUGUCCUCAUCGCAGAUGGUGGAGUCCAAAGAGCGGCGGGGGCGCGUUGAGAAGAACCUGCAAGCAUUAUUCAUCUUUCAGGAGUCAAGGAUGGUUGUCAAGUAUUCAUCCAGACUGUUCGAGCCGGAGACGCCGGAGCCCAAGCCUGCUACCGUGUCCUCGAUGGAACCUUUCGUCCCCGCUCUGCACUACGCAAUGUUCAAGCUGCGGCCCAACCCUGGCAAAGACCUGAGCUCUGGGGUGGAGCGCCAGGCCACAGACUACCUAACUCGUAUGGAAUCAGGCACGGUGCGGCCCUUCAUUCCGCCCGAAUACAAACAAAACGUGGACGAAAGGACCAACCCGCUCCAAGUGCCCAGACCCAAAUUUAACAUGGAAGCCGUGCUGCAUUCUUACGUCAAAAACCCUGCAAACUCUAUUUUACCUCUGAACAAAAUGAAGGACAUCCGUGAAAGGAUACAGCACCCAACACCCAUCCCCAUCCCCACACCUGCCCCGGCCCCGGUGGAAUACAGCCCCGUUUCCGACUGGGGCGGCUCGGACAGGGGCUCAGACCGGGCAGAGAGACCCGCAGAGAGACCCGCAGAGAGACCCGCAGAGAAACCCGCAGAGAAACCCGCAGAGAGACCCGCAGAGAGACCCGCAGAGAGACCCGCAGAGAGACUCGCAGAGAGACCCGCAGAGAGACCCGCAGAGAAACCCGCAGAGAGACCUGCAGAGAGGCUGCCCACGGAGAGGCCUCCUCCAGAGAGGCCAGCACACGAGAAGCCCCCCCCGGACAGCAGCAAGCGGAGACAGGGGUUGGCCCAUUCUAACGGGGCUCAGCCGCAGCCCAAGACGAACAUUGAGACCCCGGCUCAGGCCCCUCAGAAGUUGAAGCUUUCCCACAAUGAGUACGAAAAGGACAAGAUGAAACAGUUGCUCAAGCUGAUCCAGCUUCAUAAGAAGGCACUUGUGAAGGAACCGGGGAAGGAACAGGGAGAGGACGCAGCCUGGGACGCCAACAGUCUAAAGAGGAAGUUUGAGGGAGAGGAGAGGGGGGGCAUGAACAAACACCAACGCACAGAUCCGCAUAGCAAUGGGGAACCAAGCAGAGGAGCCACAGCAGAUGAGAUCGUUGAUGAGGGCGGGCAGAGCGAAAAUCUGACAGCAGUGAUGGAGAGCAUGGGCAUCUAUGACACGGACCUGAGGGCCCAUGGCAACGCAAACCCCACGGCAGUCAACGACACUCAGCGCCUGCUCAAGAUCCUCCUGGCCACUCUCAACAAAGCCGUGGCUCAGGGUGCGAUGGCGGUGCCGCCAAACCCCGGGGAACCAUCGACGGGUUCAGGGAGGGCGGAGCCUGCCUUCCCUGAGCCGGACCUCACCAAACUAAAUGAGCCUGUACCUCAGACGAACUACACAGAGGAGGACAUGGACUGUAGCCCUGGUAGUCCACUCGGCCUCGGAUCCCCAACAGAGCAAGCUCACACCUCAGCCAACCCAACAUGGGUUCCCCCCGCUAAUGAAGACAAAGCACGGCCUUUUCCUGAGCCAAAGCCCGCGCCUAAGCCUGAGCCAGUAUCCGUGACAGUGGCAGACAGCUACCCAGAGCCCAAGACCCCCGCAGCGGUGGAAGUAAAAAAGGCGGCCGCACCUCCCACGGUACCAGUCGUAGAGGAAGUUCCCUUCAGGCCCUCCAUCAGCCUGGACACCAUACUCAACCAGGAGAUUCACAGCCUCACCUCUAACAUCAAAAACAUCAUGCAGACUCAGCACAUUUGCUAUUCUUCGCGGCUCUCCCCGAGGUUGCUCCCUCGCCACAGCUGGCUGCCCAACAGCUGCUUCUCCGACUUUGUGAGACCCUACGUCUCGCCCGUCCCCACUCAAGGGGAGGUCAAAGCACUGUGUGAGAAGAUGGACAAGCUGAUCCCCAGCCCACCUGCUCCCCCCAAGGUCACUUCUCCACCUCCCGCAGUCACAACAUCUAAUCUUACCACACCACCCCCCACCCCCGUACAGACUCCUAAAAGUAAAGCAGACCCCUCCUCUCACGGUGGUAAAACGGGCACUGUCAAAGGAUCCACUAAGUCUAAAUCAGAAGGCUCGUCGGGAGAGGUUAAGGGAGAGCUCUAUUCUCCCUCUCAGGUCACACCAGACUCUCCAGAGCUGAAGACCCAUAAAAAGGUCCCUCCUUCUGGGAGUGGGCCGGGCCUGCUGGCUCCUGAGGUGUUCAGCAGCCUGGUGGAGAUGUUUAAGGACUUCACCAAGAAUACGGUCAAAUUCUACAUCUACUCCGGGGACGAGGGGGACGAGAGUUCCGUCUGCAAGGAAAUCAAGGACUACUUGAAGAGUCUUGGCAACAGCGAGUGCAGCCCGCAGACGUUUCUGGAGAACAGCAGCAGCUUAGAUAAGCUCCUCAUCAUCAUUCAGAACGAGGACAUCGCUGCACACGUGCACAAGAUCCCAGCACUGGUGUCUUUGAAGAAGUUGCCCUCAGUGAGCUUCGCUGGAGUCGACACUCUGGACGAUGUCAAGAACCACACUUAUAACGAGCUGUUUGUGACCGGAGGCUUCAUGGUGUCUGAUGAGUUCGUCCUCAACCCUGACCUUAUCACGCAGGAUCGUUUGCAGGGGCUGCUGAAGUUCUUGGAAGACCGGAGCACCCCUGAACACCCCUGGCAGUGGAAGGUGCACUGCAAGUCCCAGAAGAAGCUUAAAGAACUGGCGAGGUUAAACGCCAACGCCAUGGGGCUGCUGAACCUCCUCACCGUGUAUCAGAAGAAGCACCUGGUGGAGUUCCUCCCGUAUCACGAGUGUGACACCCAGUCACGUCAGGCUCCAGACCUGGAAUGCCUGAUCAAGCUCCAAGCUCAGCACACACAGCAACGGCACCUUAUCUUCCUCACAGAGAGGCCAUUUGAGAUGUUCCUGCAGUACUCCAGAAAUGGGAUUGUGAUAGGGAGCAUUGAUGAUGUUAUGAGCGGUUUCCACAGUCUCAUUGGCUCCAUCAAUCAGAAUGAGCUCCCGACACCGCCCUCCACAGUAGUAAACGAUGAGUGUGUGGAAGAGGAGGACAUGUCAUUAGACUCUGAUGAUGGUGAGUCAAACACCAUAUUGGAUCCCUCAGAGCAGAACAAGGCAGUUCAGAGCGCUCCGCAGCCGCCCCCACCGGAGAUGGAGGAGUUUCGUCCUCCGCUUCCAGACCAGCAGGCGACUCCUGAUAGAACUCCAACGCUGUCUGACUACAGUGCUCUCAAGACAGCCAUCUCUCAGUUCAAAGCCACCAACCAGAUGGGAAUAGGCUCUUCAGACAUUGGCAGCUUAUCCCCGGGCAGUUUUCCUGUGAAUCCUCACCAGAGCUUCCUGUGUCCUUCAGCCUCGUGGUCCUCCUACACUGGCUCCUCCAGCUAUGCAGCCUCCCCCGCCUACCCUGCCUCGCCCUGCAGCAGCACCCAGGAGCAGGAGUACCGGCCCGUCCCAGCUCCAGCCUCUGCCUCAGCAGGACCUCUAGCCAACCUGGCUUCCCUCCCCAUGGAGGUCAAACCCCCUCCUCCACCUCACCUCAUGAUGCUGGGACACACGUAUGGCUCGGACACCGGAGGAGCUGGGCCUUGUGGGAACUCUCCGCUCACCACCUCGCAGCCCUACACAGACCACAAUGACUCAGCCCAGCCGGGUUACAUGACCGGCAUUCCAUCACAUGCUGGUGGGACCCCUACGCAACAAGACAGGACACACAUUGGACAUGGGGAGUGUCUAUGGGGGACAGCAGGUAUCAGCACUUUUCAGACUGCCAGCAGCCAGGGUGGGGUCACUGCUGGCCAACUGGACCCAAGCGGGCUCUCUAACACUGGGGAAACCCUCGGAGGAAACACCCCUGGUAGUCAGGGGGGCAGGACUCAGGUGAAUUGCACCAACAACCUUGGAGCCUCUGUGGGCUUACCCACAAUGGCCAGCAGGGGGGGCUCGAUGGUCAGACCUAAGCUGCCUCCACAUCUAAUAAGCGCUGUGGGUUAUGGUUGCAUCCCUGGACAGAUGGACCACGGGCCCAUGCGGGGGGGAAUGGGUCCUGGUUCUUUAGGGGGCUAUCGGGGCAGAGGACUUCCACCAGUAGGGCUUUGGCCACGGCCUGGACGAGGACAUGAUCGGGGGAACGGGUCUGGAGGUGGACCCUGCUCAUGGGGUUACCCAGCAGGCAGGGGGAGGGCACAGGACUACUACUCGGACUACACAUACACUCACAACUAUGCUCCUGAAUAGACAAUGAUGUUUGAAGGGGCAACACAACAGCCAACCUCCAGAGACUAUAAGUGCUGGCUGAAUGUAAAUAUUUUCUUGUCAUAAACACAUUUAUUUGAAUCAGUAAAUAAGGAUCCUGGUUUUUCUACAUUAAUAAAAAUUGAUACAGGCAGUGCCGAGUGUCCUACUGUUGUGUAAACUGUAUGUACACUCUUUCCAUGUGAGCUAUUUGAGACCCUGUUCAAACCACUAUAUUUAUAUUUGCCAGCAAAUGUUAAUGGCCUUCCAGCUUCUUGGAAUUUAACUUGUAAUUUCUGUUUCAUUCUGUAAUUCCAGGUUUUGAAACGGUAAGGGGGAAGGCUGAUAUUUUUUUAAGGAAAGAAAAAAAUAGUGAAUGAAAUUUCUCUUUGCUGUUCGUUUCCUUUUUUUAUUUUUAUUUUUCAUAUUUGGUUGUCCAAAAUUCUAUUGAAAUAAACCAAUCAAGUUGUUUGUGUGACCAGUUUGAUGACAGUGUCAAGCAAACUAUUAAAAAUAUCAAUUAGAACUGUCUUACUGUCCUUUCAUACUAGGGCUGCUCAAUUAAUCGUAUUUUAAUUCG
Messenger RNA from Trematomus bernacchii (emerald rockcod), 6278 nucleotides. RefSeq names its product transcription activation suppressor b (gene tasorb). Gene Ontology annotation, cellular component: nucleoplasm; heterochromatin. Gene Ontology annotation, biological process: protein localization to heterochromatin; negative regulation of gene expression, epigenetic. Lineage: Eukaryota; Metazoa; Chordata; Actinopteri; Perciformes; Nototheniidae. The record is from RefSeq and is a predicted model, not a curated record. Bases 98 to 5701 code for a protein of 1867 amino acids. Gene Ontology annotation, molecular function: chromatin binding. The transcript is spliced from 23 exons.